AUGGUCCGAGCUUCUCGAAAGAAGAACCAGCCCCCUACCAAAGUCGGCACGACCACGAAGGAAUAUCGCGCAAAUGCCAUUCUGCGACAUGAACAGGAGAGGCGGCUUGAGAUGGCGAUGGAAGGUUAUCGGACUGGCGUGUACAAGUCGCUUCGAGCUGCUGCUCGCGACAACCACAUCAAGAGUACUUCGACACUCACCCGUCGAUACAACGGCCAGACGCAGCCUCGCGACGUCGCCCACGCUCGGCAGUUCCUCAUCCAUCGUCACGUCAAGGAAAUAGCAGUGGAGUGGACGCAAUAUCUGGGCGAGAUGGAAAGGCCGUUCUGCAAGCGCACCAUUGGUCCGCUCGUCCAAAGACUCUGCAAAAGGAAACCAUCUCGUAUCUGGGUUUAUCGGUUAAUUGGGCGACAUAGCGAUUUGCUUCAGAAUCGCGGCCGAUGGCCUGAUCCCCUGCGCCCACAGGCGUUCACCAGGACUGCAGUUGCCAUGACAUGCGCGCAACUCGACGACUUCUUCCUGGUGCAGCGCGUUGCGGCAGACAAGAAAGCCAACAUGGAUGAGGUCGGGUUCCAACUCUGCGGACAGCGGUCCGGCUCGAAUAAGUACACAAUCGAGGCUGACGACCUGACCCUUGUCACCGUUCUCGACUGCAUCUUCCUCGAUGGAACACUGAAGGCCCGACCUUGCUUCGUAGUACCGGGCACUCUGUUCGACCCGUCGUGGGGCAAGGACGUUGAGGGGAAUCCAUUGAUCUGUACGUCAAGACACCGGAAUAGGGAGGCCGCCUUCAUCACCGACACGCAGCGGCACGGCGACCCAGAUGCUCCCAUUCUUCUCACCCUCGAUAGCCACGAAUCGCAUGUAAAGGACAAGGCCGCAAGAUAUGCGCGCGAGCACAACACCCACAUCUUCGUCGGACUUCCGCACGCGACGCACCGCAUGCAGCCUUGCGACGUUGGCGCAUUCAAAGAAGAUGCAGACCGUGGCAUCCAGGCGGCGCAGGGUCCAGGUCUCGAGGGGUACGGCGACGUGGCAGAUGACACCGCGGGUGAAGUGGAGGACGGGGAUGGUGACGAAGCGGACGACGAGGUGGACGACGCAGCAGAGGGAGAGGUUGAGGACAUUGGCCAAUCACUGUCAAUCGGAUCGCCAACAGCUUCAGCCGACGACCUGCUGUUACCCCAAGCUGUGGAUGUCACUCUAGAGCGAAGUCGGGCUGUUUGCAUGCGGGAUGACCCUCCGGAUUCGCCUAGCGAACCUGGCUCGUCAGACUCUGACCACGUCGCGUUCUUCCGUGCGAAGGCAAAACGAUCGAAGGAGCGGACUCACCGCGCUCGGAAGGAACGUGACAUAGCGCUGACGUACGCCACUCUCGGCGGCCAACGCGUCGAAGCGUUGCAGGUCCGGCUCUACGCCAAAACGAACCCAUCGCGCCGGAAUCUCACGCUCAGCACGGGCUCGCGAUUCACAACGGCCAAUGAGCUUGUUGUCGAAGGCGAUAUACGCGACGAGAACACACGGGCGAAGAAGCAACAUAAGGAUAAUGUGCAACAGAAGAAGCAGGAUGCAGCAGCUGGGUAUCGUUGGGAGCGCGUGUCAAAGGGCAAGACCGGCAUUGUCUUCGACAUGCCUUCAUACAAGAUGGAUCUCGCGCAGCCGCAGCGACUAGCGUGGUGGCUAGGGCUUGACGAAAAGGGGCAGGUUGCGUCGUUGAGGUCGCGUGUCAAGGCGCACUUUGACACUCAUCCGGAGCUCAAGGAGACGGCCCAAUUCUCUGCAAUGUUUACACGAAAGGGGCGCCACCAGCCCGCCGAAGUACCUCCUCACGAGCUCAAUCUCGCGGAAAUGACUGAAGGAUCACCUCUCGGCCUAAUCCCAGCCCCACCUCACCAUCCUUCGUAUCCGUUGCAUGCCGUCGUACCGCUCUCGCGCCUACGCCUUGGGGAGAUUACGAACAACACAAGUGGGCCUUCAUCUCAGAGUUUCACGUCUCCCGCAGCUUUCCACACGUCUGCAACUGUUGUCAAUGGAUAUCACCCUUAUGCUCAUUAUGAUCCGCACUAUAAUUCGAAUCAUCCUCACCCGAAUCCUGCUCUCUGUAACACCUUCUCUGACCCAUCCGCCUCGUUGACGUUUCCUUUCCCAUCUUCUCACUGA
This is a messenger RNA of Schizophyllum commune H4-8, 2160 nucleotides long. RefSeq lists its product as uncharacterized. The coding region runs from base 1 to 2160 and encodes 719 amino acids. Lineage: Eukaryota; Fungi; Basidiomycota; Agaricomycetes; Agaricales; Schizophyllaceae. The record is from RefSeq and is a predicted model, not a curated record. The transcript is spliced from 4 exons.